Molecule: messenger RNA, 1476 nt
Organism: Aphanomyces invadans
Lineage: Eukaryota; Oomycota; Saprolegniomycetes; Saprolegniales; Verrucalvaceae
Exons: 1
Coding region: 1-1476 (491 amino acids)
Source: RefSeq, a predicted model, not a curated record
AUGUCCACUGAGUCGAACAACGAGAUCAUGUGCCCCACCACGCCGUCGAUGUCGGCCCCGGAUGUAGACUAUUCCAUUGCGAUCGACGCGGACGAUUCGGCCGUUCAGAUCAUGCCCUUGGGCUCUGCGCCACUGACCCGCAAGCGCAAACUGAAUUUGGCUAUUUCAGCCACCGCGCUCCUCGUCGUAGGCGUCAUUGUCGCGCUGGUAACUUACCCCAACACUUUCUCCACGAGUAGCAUCUCGGUGGGCGCUGCCGGUGACGUGUCGGUGUGCUACGACUCGUACAACUCUUACGCUGCUGGCAACAUCGAGUACCAUUUCAAGCGGAUCAAGGAGCGGUUCUCCGGCGUUCGAACAUACCAAACGCAAGGUGCUCGCAACCACAUCGAUGUAGCGGCUGAAACCGGCUUGGUGAUUUACGCUGGCGUGUGGCUGAAGAAUGACCAAUGGUACAAGGACAUGGUGGCCGCCGUCGAUGGCGCCCGCCGCCACCCCAACUCGGUAAAGGCCAUCAUGGUCGGGAACGAAGAACUCCUCGGUGGUCAGUACAACCAGUGGUUCGUCCUGGAUAAGGUUCGUCAGAUGCGCAAGAUGCUCAAUGACGCCGGCCUCUGGUACAUCAAAGUCGGGUCGGUGCAAACGGACGGCGACUGGCUUGAACGGGCGGCAGACCUGGCCAAGGAGUGUGACGUGAUCGGAGUCAAUAUUCAUCCGUUUUUCGGUGCGUCCGACAACUCGAGAUGGAACCCGAUCGAAGACUUGUCGGCACGAUGGAAUCAAAUGGCCAACCGGUACGGAUCCAAGGUCGUUUUGACGGAAACCGGGUGGCCCACGAGCGGCGGCGCCGUCAACGGCCACGUCCCGAGCAUGGAGACGGCCAAAAGGUACAUGAACGACGUGAAUGCAUGGGCGAAGCGCGGCAACGGCGGCGACACCCCCGCCUACUUUAUGUUCCACGACAAUAACGGCAAGUGGGUCGACUAUGAAAAAUCGUUCGGGCUCGCGUGGGACAAUGGGAACUGGAAGUUCGACUUCAACACGGUGGACCCGGCCAAGGACUACAGCGGCAUUGUGUUCAUGAAUCGUCCGAACGACAAAGUACUCGGCGCGCUGUGGUCCAGUACCUCCGUCGAAACUCACACGCGAUGGGGAUGGGCCUGGAAGGACGACGUACCGUCCAUCUGGUCGGUGUGGGAAAGCAAGGGGCAGAUCGCCACGUGGGACGCGGCCAACCAACGCGACCUGUGCUUAGACGCGUACGAGCCCAAGCGCGGCGGGGCCGUCCAUUUGUGGCCGUGCGACAACAACAACGCCAACCAAAAGUGGAAAUACGAUCGCGUGACGCAGCAGAUUCGCCAUUUGACACACAAGGGGUACUGCCUCGACAUGCGCCUUGCCGAGGGUGGUCCGAUGCAUAUGUAUGACUGCUUGGACUACGCAGUACUCCAAAAGUUCGAGUGGUGGGUCAUCUAA